Camelus dromedarius (Arabian camel) is the source of this 4649-nucleotide messenger RNA. Its product is annotated as pregnancy zone protein. The coding region runs from base 71 to 4510 and encodes 1479 amino acids. The record is from RefSeq and is a predicted model, not a curated record. Gene Ontology annotation, molecular function: protease binding; endopeptidase inhibitor activity. Gene Ontology annotation, cellular component: extracellular region. Lineage: Eukaryota; Metazoa; Chordata; Mammalia; Artiodactyla; Camelidae. The transcript is spliced from 36 exons.
UCUGGAACAAGAACAGAGUUCAAGGCAUCAAGGACUCAGACACCCAUUCUUUCCUACUCCUCUCUGCACCAUGAGGGGACGUCAGCUGCUUAAUCCAGUCUUCAUUCUCCUUUUCUUGCUCCUUCCCAGAAGAGAUGCUUCAGCUACCUCAAAACCGCAGUACCUGGUGGUGGUCCCAUCACAGCUGUAUGCUGGGGUUCCCGAGAAGGCCUGCGUCAUGCUUAAUCACCUGAAUGAGACAGUGGCCCUGACGGUAACUCUGGAGUAUGAAACACAGAGCAUAGAUCUCCUCACGGACCUGGAGGCGAAGAACUCCUUCUACUGCCGCUCCUUCACUAUUCCAGAGCUGUCAUCCUCCUCAGCGUUCAUCAUCGUGCAGGUGAAGGGGCCAACCCAGCAGUUUCUGAAGAGGAAGCUGAUGCCCGUGACCAAAGCGGAAAGCCUCAGCUUUGUCCAGACAGACAAGCCCAUCUACAAACCAGGACAAACAGUGAAAUUCCGCAUUGUCUCUAUGGAUGUCAGUUUUCACCCUUUGGAUGAAAUGUUCCCAGUGGUUUAUAUCGAGAAUCCCAAGAGGAACCGAAUUUUCCAAUGGCACAGCAUCAAACUGCAAGGAGGGCUCAACCAGCAAUCUUUCCCACUCUCAGAGGAGCCCAUACUGGGCCGCUACAAGGUCGUACUGCAGAAGGAGUCUGGGACAAAAGUAGAGCAUGCCUUUGAGGUGAAUGAAUACGUUUUGCCCAAAUUUGAGGUCCAAGUGAAAAUGCCCAAGACUAUUGGUUUUCUAGAUGAUGAAUUUGCGGUAUCUGUCUGCGGCCUAUAUACAUACGGAAAGCCUGUUCCUGGUCUGGUGACAAUUAAUGUAUGCAGAAAAUAUUUACGAUACAGUUCUGCCUGCUAUGGAAAAUAUUCACAAAGCAUCUGUGAAGAAUUUAGUCAACAGGCAGACAGUGAUGGCUGUUUCACCCAACUCGUAAAGACUAAAAUGUUUCAGCUGAGACAAAGAGGGUAUGACAUGACAAUACAAGUGGAAGCCAAGGUCAGAGAGGAGGGAACAGGGUUGGAAUUAACUGGACUUGGAUCAAGCGAAAUCACAAAUACUUUAAGCAAACUGGAAUUUACAAAAGUGGAUUCGCAUUUCAGGCGUGGGCUCCCUUUCUUUGGGCAGGUUCUUCUAGUUGAUGAGAAGGACCAGCCAAUCCCCAAUAAAACAGUAGUCGUCAGUGUGGCUAUCAUGUCGUACCAAGCCAGCUUUACUACUAAUGAGCACGGUUUGGUGGACAUUUCCAUUGACACCACUAACUUCACGUCUUCUUUCAUUACAGUUAUGGUCACCUACAAACAGAAUAAUUUCUGUUACGAUAACUGGUGGCUUGAAGAAUCACAUUUACCAGCGCAGCACACUGCAAGGCAUGUUUUCUCCCCGAGCAAGAGUUAUGUUCACCUUGAACCUGUGGCUGGUACUCUGGCUUGUGGGCAAACCCAGGAGGUUCGAGCAUACUACAUCUUGAAUGAACAGAUUCUGAAGGAUGAAAAAGAGUUAACCUUCUAUUAUUUGAUCAAAGCAAGAGGAAGCAUCGCGCAAUCAGGAACCCAUGCGUUGUCCAUUGAGCAAGGAGAGUUGAAAGGGGUAUUUUCCUUCUCCUUUCGAGUGGAAUCAGCCAUUGCUCCCACCGCCCAGUUGCUGAUUUAUACUGUUUUACCUAACGGAGAAGUUAUUGCAGAUACUGAGAAACUCAAGAUUGAAAACUGCUUUGCCAAUAAGGUAAAUUUGAGCUUCUCCUCCGCCCGGAGCCUGCCAGCCUCAGACACCAACCUGAAGGUCACAGCCACUCCUCACUCCCUCUGCGCCCUCCGUGCUGUAGACCAGAGUGUGCUGCUGAUGAAGCCUGAGGCUGAGCUCUCACCUCAAUCAGUCUAUGAUUUGCUACCAGUAAAGAGCGUCCACAGUGUUCGAUACAGAGGUCCUGGGAAUGAAGAUGGUGAAGCGUGUAUCACUGCAGAAGACAUAACUCACAACGGACUCAUUUACACGCCAAGGCAGAUCCCGGAUGAUGAUGUUUACAGCAUCUUUGAGUCCGCAGGAUUCAAUAUUUUUACCAACUCAAAAAUCCACAAGCCAUGUAUUAGUCAGGUUUUUCUGCCAUCUCCAGGAAUGGCUCUGAACUACGCAAGUGCAGGUCCUCUAAGUGCUCCACUAGCACGUGGAGCUGAAGGAAUAGCUUAUUCAACGGCAGCGAGAGACGGCUCUCCAGCUGCAGAAGUGAAAGAGACAGUCCGGAAGUAUUUCCCUGAGACUUGGAUCUGGGACUUGGUGAAGCUCAAUGUAUCAGGUAGAAGUGAGUUGGCAGUGAAGGUCCCUGACACCAUCACAGAGUGGAAAGCCAGUGCCUUCUGCUUGUCUGAAACAGCAGGGCUCGGCCUCUCCCCCGUCACCUCUCUUCAAGUCUUCCAGCCCUUCUUCGUGGAACUCACUCUACCCUACUCUGUGGUUCGAGGAGAAGCCUUCACGCUCAAAGCCACUGUGUUCAACUACCUGUCCAGUAGCAUUCGGGUCAGCGUGCAGCUGGAGGUCUCUUCUGCCUUCGAGGCCAUCCCAGCAGAGAAGAAUGAUGAAUCUCACUGUAUCUGUGGAAACAGGCAGAAAACUGUAUCCUGGGCUGUGACCCCAAAGUUGCUGGGAAAGGUGAAUUUCACAGUCACUGCAGAAGCCCUGCAGUCUCAGGAAUUGUGUGGCAAUGAGGUGCCCCACGUCCCGGCGCUUGGACAGAAGGACACCGUAGUCAAACCCUUAUUAGUCGAGCCGGAAGGAAUAGAAAGGGAGGAAACUUUCAACACACUUCUCUGUGCAUCAGAAUCUGCAGUGCCUAAAAACUUCUCAUUAAAACUUCCUUCAAAUGUGGUUGAAGGAUCUGCCAGAGCGACAUAUUCUGUUUUGGGUGAUAUACUAGGCUCUGCAAUGCAAAAUCUUCAGAAUCUUGUCCAGAUGCCCUAUGGCUGCGGUGAACAGAACAUGGUCCUUUUUGUCCCGAACAUCUAUGUUCUGAACUAUCUGAAUGAGACACGACAGCUGACAGAGACGAUCAAGUCCAAAGCCAUCAGCCACCUCAUCAGCGGUUACCAAAGACAAUUGAAUUAUAAACACAGUGAUGGCUCAUACAGCACCUUCGGGGAUCAUGAUGGUAGAAGUCAGGGAAACACUUGGCUCACCGCAUUUGUGCUCAAGUCCUUUGCUCAAGCCCGGUCAUACAUUUUUGUGGAGCCCUCACACAUCAUGGAUUCCCUCAACUGGCUGUCACGGAAACAAAAGGAAAAUGGGUGUUUCCAACGCUCCGGAUCCCUGCUAAACAAUGCUAUUAAGGGCGGCGUAGAUGACGAGGUGACACUCUCUGCCUACAUCACCAUUGCUCUGCUGGAGAUGCCACUGCCUGUCACCCAUCAAGUUGUCCGCAAUGCUCUGUUCUGCCUGGAAGAGGCCUGGAAAUCCACCUCAGAGGCCCAAGGAAGUCUUGUCUAUACCAAGGCAUUAUUGGCCUAUGCCUUCGCCCUAGCAGGAAACCAGACCAAGCGGCGUGAGCUGCUUGAAUCCCUAAGCAAAGAGGCUGUAGAAGAAGGGGACUCAAUCCACUGGCAACGUCCUGGGAAACCUCAAGAAGUUCAUGCACCCUAUUAUCAACCCCGGGCUCCUUCUGUUGAAGUGGAGAUGACAUCUUACUUGCUUCUUGCCUAUCUCACUGCCCAGCCUGCCCCAUCUUCAGCAGAUCUGUCUGUGGCUACACGUAUUGUAAAAUGGAUCACCAAGCAACAAAACCCCAACGGGGGCUUCUCUUCCACUCAGGAUACGGUGGUAGCGCUCCAAGCCCUCUCCAAAUACGGAGCAGCAACUUUCACUAAAAGGGAGAAAGCGGCUACAGUCACUGUCAAGUCUUCAGACUCCUUCUCUAAAGAAUUUCAAGUAGAUGAAGCCAAUCGCCUACUGCUGCAGGAGAUCAGGUUGCCAAAGAUUCCAGGGGACUACAACACAACAGUGUUGGGGUCAGGAUGUGUCUACCUGCAGACAUCGUUGAGAUAUAACAUCCUGCCCAAGAAAGAAGGAAAAGCUCCCUUUACCCUGCAAGUUGAUACUCUCCCCAAGGACUGUGAUGGAGUCAAAGCUCACAGAAAAGUCCAGAUUCACAUCAACAUUAGUUAUACUGGGGAACGACCCAGCUCCAACAUGGCCAUUGUGGACGUGAAGAUGGUGUCAGGCUUCAUACCAGUGAAGUUAUCAGUGAAAAAGCUCCAAGAAAAGCCUCAGAUUCAAAGGACUGAAGUGAGCACCAACCAUGUCCUGAUUUACUUUGAAGAGCUAACGAAUCAAACCUUGAGUUUCUCCUUCUUAGUGGAACAAGACAUCCAAGUAAAGAAUUUAAAACCAGCUACUGUGAAGGCCUAUGAUUAUUAUGAGACAGAGGAAUUCACUAUUGAAGAGUACAGUGUCCCCUGCAGUUCUGAACAUGGAAAUGCUUGAAAAUGGAAACUCAUGGACCUCAUCAGAUGAACUUCUCCAGAAACAAAGAACAGACUUAUCAAGAGAGAAGACAGUGAGAGAAGACAGGAAUUGGAAGUACAUGAAAUUUAUAUGUUGAAUAAAUUUAUGACAUUUACAA